AAUAUGAAACCCUCUAAAAUAACCUACAAGACAUCUGCUCCACUGAGGAUAACUCAGAAGUUGUGGAGUCCGAGGGGUCUGGUACUGGCUAAGGGUGGUAGAGUUCAUGGGGGAGUGAAGAGAGGAAUGAAGACUAUCAAUAAAAAUGUACUGCCAAUAAGCCCCCUCCAAUUAUUUUCCAAGAACAAGAAAUACAUAAUGUUUGAUUUCUUAAAGAAGGAUGUCAAGAGUGUAUCUCCAAAGCGGAGAAAUCUUAACAUAAAGACUCUGGUAGCCCUAAUCCCAAAGAAAAUCCCCAUAAGACACAUCAGUCCCUCGAUAAGGAAUCCCAGGCUUGCAAAGAUAGAUAGACAUCAGAGUAAGAAGAGCAAGGCUGAUUAUUCUGGAGAUUUCUGCCUUCGUGUACGAAAAACUAAGAAAACAUCAAGCAUCACAAACCUUCAGGGUUUAUUAAGCGCUAUUAAGACGAAGGAGACUGUCAAAAUAUCUAAAAAGAGUACGAAUAAGGUUCUUAGAGAAAGGAUUAUGUCCCCAAUCGCUAAGAAUAUUUCAGAAAAUCUCAGAUAUGAGAAUCUGACUUCUGUUCUUGGAAGAAAUAAGGAAGCUCUUAAGAACUUCAUCGGUUUCCAAGAAUUGAAGAAGAGUAACACAAGGAGACAUAAUACAUCCCACAUUCAGAAAUUUGAGGUGUACAAGUCCAUGGAGGAAGACGGUAACGAUAGAAGUAUUCUAAGAAAAUUUCUGAACUCAGAUUUACUAAAAGAAUCGGGAGAGUCAUGAUUUCCUGAUUUAUCAAAUGGAGAAGAAUCAAAAAGAAGUUCAUCGAUUAAUAAUGAGAUAAUUGAGUAUUAA
Messenger RNA from Moneuplotes crassus, 852 nucleotides. The record is from the annotation of a GenBank genome assembly. NCBI's taxonomy places the organism in Eukaryota, Ciliophora, Spirotrichea, Euplotida, Euplotidae.